Molecule: messenger RNA, 1933 nt
Organism: Dalotia coriaria
Lineage: Eukaryota; Metazoa; Arthropoda; Insecta; Coleoptera; Staphylinidae
Product: serine/threonine-protein kinase RIO3
Exons: 3
Coding region: 44-1894 (616 amino acids)
Biological process (GO): protein phosphorylation
Molecular function (GO): ATP binding; protein serine/threonine kinase activity
Source: RefSeq, a predicted model, not a curated record
UCGUCCCGUCUGCUCCCGUCUAGUGUCAACGCGCAGCGCGCGUAUGCGCGUAUUCGCACUGCCUUCCUCCUUUCUGACGAUUUUGGUGCUCUAUUCUGGUUGUGGCUUAGUUAGUAAUCAUUCUGACUUUGUGAUUCAGUCCGUGUUCACAUUAUUAUACAUUGGUGAAUCGUGUGGUGCGAACACUUGGAACAUUUACUAUUACACAAUAUUGGAGCUAUUCUUCAACAUCAAUUCCAACAAGUUCCUGAUUCAAACUGUGAAAAUGGCUUCAGCAUGGGGCAAGGUGCCACAAGUACAGCCAGUGGACCUCUCAGAUAUCAUGUCUGAAGAAGUGGCCAAAGAUUUGCAGAAAAAGGAAUUCGCCUACUUCGAGAACGCAACCGCACAAGCACUUGUUGCAAUAAAUCCAGGAGAAAAUCUCAUUCCUGAAAUUAAGGAUGACAAAUUAGAUGAAAUUGCUGUUAAAGAGUUGCUCUAUGAUGAAGCUGAAGUACAAGAUGACCUGGAGAUUGCAAUGAUGUUGCAACAACAGUAUGAUAAGGAGUAUGAUGAUAUGCUCAAACGUACUGAGGACAAAUACAAUGGCAGCAGCAAAGUAUCUGUCAGUUUCACAAAUUACAGACGAGCAACUUUAAAUCCAGAUUUUGAAAGUGAUACUGACGAAGAGGAAGAACCAGAAAACCCCAAAAAGGACUGGGAUAGAUUUGAUGGCGUUCAGCGUGAUCUUAAAGCGAUGCCGCCCUGUGGUUAUCACAUCAAAAACGGCAACAUGGUGACGAAACACGACACCACUUUGAACGGCCGUCGAAACGCAUGCAGAAUGAUGUCGUUCCCACCUGAAUGCGAGACUGGCGAUGGCGCCGGUUUUGACCUGCAGCUGUCCAACAAAGUUUUCAACAGCUUGCGCAAGCACUCGAAGAAUGAACUAGUUCGCCGUCAUCGCGUAGACCGUAAGGAGGAGCAUGCAACCGCCGAGUUUGGCAUGGACGAAGCCACUCGCUUGCUAAUUUACAGGAUGGUCAAUAAUCAAAUGCUGCAGAAUGUGAACGGAGUGAUCAGCAUUGGCAAGGAGGCGGUUGUGCUGCAUGCCGACGCCAACCAGGAGUAUAAGGAUGUUGAGGUGCCGCUACCAGCUGAGUGUGUCCUUAAAGUAUUUAAAACAACACUCUCGGAGUAUAAGCAACGAGAUAAAUACAUAAAGAAUGACCAUCGCUUUAAAGAUCGCAUGGGUAAGCAGAACACCAAGAAAGUGGUGCAUCUAUGGGCUGAAAAGGAAAUGCGAAAUCUACUUCGUCUGCAGAAGGCUGCCGUGCCAGUACCGCGGGUGGUUGCAUUAAAGCAACACGUGCUGGUGAUGUCCUUUAUAGGCAAGAAGAAUAAACCAGCGCCGAAAUUAAAAGAUGCCAAUUUGAGUGACGCGGACCUCAUUAUCGCUUACGACCAAGUCCUCGAAGCGAUGCAUAACUUCUACCACAAAGCUAACCUGAUCCACGCCGACCUCUCCGAAUACAAUAUCUUAUGGUACAAGGACCAAUGUCAUUUUAUUGAUGUGAGCCAAUCGGUGGAGCCAUCACACGAGAACGCUUUCUAUUUUCUUCUCAGGGAUUGCACUAAUAUCAGCAAGUUCUUUUCGAAGAAAUGUGUGCCUGGUGUUUCCACACCCGAGGAGAUUUUCAAAUCCAUCGUGGGAUGCGAUUACGGCGAUCGCGUGGGCCAACUGGAGCUGCAGGAGCGCUUCAAGAUGAAACCACACCUGGUGGAUAGACCCGGCGUUGAUCUGGAUUAUCGCUUCGACAAUGCUUGGGAACGCACCGAGCGUGCGAAGAAAGAGACUCCGGUCGUAACUGAAUCUCCAAUCCUUCCAGAUGUUGACAUGCCUAAAUCUGUAUAAAACGUUUAUAAAUAUAUGAACCGAAACAUUUCAACAUGA